This is a messenger RNA of Ilyonectria robusta, 1056 nucleotides long. RefSeq lists its product as uncharacterized. The coding region runs from base 1 to 1056 and encodes 351 amino acids. The record is from RefSeq and is a predicted model, not a curated record. The transcript is spliced from 5 exons. NCBI's taxonomy places the organism in Eukaryota, Fungi, Ascomycota, Sordariomycetes, Hypocreales, Nectriaceae.
AUGUGUGCUCAAGCAAACGUGACCUUUGCGUACUACUAUGCCUUGGCUAUACAGCGCACCACGAACGCCUCUACGAACUUGCUGUUCCAUCAGCGCAAUGUGUCAACUGCGGCCGACAAAUGGUUGAACAAACCCAACGUUAAUACUCUAUACUCUAGAGCGUUUCUCGACCUGUUGUGUUCGGAUCUGGUUAUUAAUGUCCCGGAAAUAGAAGACUGUUACUGGCCGUACCAAGCGUACAUCAACAUUCCAACUCCAUAUGCCAUCUCUGCGGUCCGCAUCCUAGUCCAGCCAAACGAGGCCGAUGCCGCUGCUGUCCACCGCGUCCAGGACCAGUUCGGGAUUACCCCUAUCCGGAGAGCCUCUCAGCUUCCGGUUGCGCCGUCCCUGAACCUAACCAUGUUUACCGACCCAAAGAUUGUUCCAGGAUCAAUCAACACUCUCGAGGAGGGCGUUCUAAGGCUCACCGCAAAGUUGUCACCGUACAAUGCCCCCCUGGUUAUCGCAGACAGGACCUGGGUGUCAGCAACGCUUCAAGGUGCUGGACUCGCCAAGGGAUGCUUUGCGCAACCAAAGGGCACUAACCUCACCGCGGCGUCACAGGCAGCAAAUAACUCCAUCGUCAAUGAGUUUUUUGUGCACCCGCAGGCCGCGUACAUCGGCAAUUUUCAGAGUGCGUAUGUUACGCGAUACAACAUUGCGGCGACAGGUUACCUGACAAGGGAUCAGGCCAUGUACCCAGCCUACGCAAGUUCGACAAUAAACAACAUCAUCCCAUCCACCAGUGCGUUGCGCUUGACCUUCUCGGCAGAACCAAAGCUGAAGUCUCACGGCUUUUGGAGUCUGACUAUAUACGACGCCAACGCAUAUCUUAUCCCGAACGACCUUGAUAGCAACGUUCCGCCACCGGCCAAUUGGACGAGCAACUGGUUGCCUGCACCACCCGACGGAAAUAGCUUCCAAAUAAACUUAAGAUUCUACGGCGGAGAGGACGCCAUGUCCAAUGGGAGCUAUGUGUACCCCGUGGUUGAGACAAUUGAUGCCAUUCCAGCGUAG